AUGGGACGGGAUGGGAAGGGAGGUUUCCUGUCUCCAUUUAUAUCCACUUCAUCAGUCGUAGAAUCAGGCGAGAGAUGCACUGAGGCCAGGAGCUCGGCAGGCGGAACUGAGGCCAUGCCAGUCACCGUGCCCAACCCUUUCGAUGAAGACACCCCCUUGGACCGUCCUUCCCCUGAGGGGGGUAAUCCAUUCCUGGAGGAUGAAGUGGAGGGGAAAAGAGAGCCGUUGGGUUCAGAUGCCAAGCGCAGAGGAACAUUGGAAAAGAUUGCUAAUCUUUCACCAUUCUGGAAAGGAGGGAAAAGCCUUCUGGGGGUCCUCGGGGCCCCUGAGAAGAGGCGGGGAAGGCGCAAGUCAGAAGAUGUGAGCCUUUUAUCAUUGGGGCGCAAAAAAGAUGGAGCAGAAGAGGAUGGCGGAGGCCCCGGAGGAGGGGGGGUAAAACGGCUGUCCUUCCUAUGGCUUGGUGGAGGAACCCCAGGGAACCGCUCUCAGAGGGAAUCACUGGUGGAAGUGGUUCCGGAGAAGAAUGAAGUCAUCCGGGAACCAGAGAAGGUCCGGGAACCCCUCUCAGUCCUGGAGAUCCUACGUCUGGUCCAGCAGAGGGACCUUCGAUCGGCCGAUCAGCACAUCAUGGAAUUGGAGGCGGAGUGUGAUGGACAGGUCAGUCCCGCGGGUGUGAAGAGUCCCGGCAGACAGGCCAAGGAUGUGACCCUCCUAUAUGAGGCCCUGAUGAAGGAAAUGUGGGCCGUGGUGGACGAGUCUCUCGGCUAUAAAGGAAAACACCUGAAAAUCGAUGAAGUGAUCGGCGUUAUCCAGCAGGAAGAGGCUCGGGAGGGUCCUCCGGGCCCCAAAAACAUGAGGGGCCAAUGGGUGGACGCCGUGGGCCGCAGUGUGGAGCAACGGUUAAAGAAGAACCUUGAGGGGAAAAUGGGCUCCUUGCCGUCUCAGGCCGACAGGAUGAAGAGGACGGUGGUGGAGGACCUGACCGCAGUCAAGAACUACCUGGUGUGCGCUUAUCCCAGAGACUUUGAGGUGUUCCGGAUUUACCUGUCCGCCUACCACAGAUGUACAGCCGAGUGGCUGAGUGCCGCUGCCCAACGCAGUCUGGAGACCAACGACAUCUACUUCAUCUUAGACUUCAAUAGUAACAUCUACUGCAGAGACGUCUUGUCCCGGCAGGAGAUCUCUCCUCUGGUUAACCCCUCGGAGCUCGGGCCUCUGUUGUCCAGGGAGAUGCGGACUGCGUUGGAGCAGCAAUACACCAACCUGGUUCAGAACCGCGUGUCACAGCGGCUGGAGGAGGAGCUGAGGGUGGAGCAAGAGCGCUGGAAUCACGACUUCCACAAUGACGAGUUUGUGUCCAACUUCAGCACCCGCAUCAUCCAGAUCAUGAAGUCACACGUGGACCGGGCGCCGCUCAUCAAUGAAGGAUUCGGGAUGAUGGUUUCCCACACCUGCCUGAGCUGCUUCCUGGAAUUCUUACACAGCUUCCAUAAGACGGUGGAAAGAAUCUACUCCGAGCAAGAUGGACCGAUGGGGACCACAGACAACUUUAUCUGCCGCAUCACCAAUAUUGUCAACUGCUGUCCGCCAUUCCGGGAAUUUGCCACUCGGAUGGGCCAACUGGAUAAAACACAAGGGGCGGAGCUUCUGCACCAAUCUGAGGGCACUCUGGACCGUAUUGUUAGCCUUGGAACGCGAGGGAUUUGUGACUUGGUGCUUCAUGAUCUGAAGCCAUUUUGCCGGAAGCUUCUGGGCCGCCGCUGGCUAAGUAACUCGGAUGUGUGUGAUGGGAUUGUGUCCGGUCUAGCGGAAUAUGUGGUCACUCUUCGUAGGCUGAGCCUGGGGCCCUACCAGGCCACAGUGUCCGAGCUCCACCGCCGCGUCCUCCUGGAGUAUGUGCGACCUCUGAUCCAGGGCAAGAUGUCCUGCACCACCUCCAGGACCAGAAAGAGAGCCGCCAGCAAACUGAGAGAGGAAAACCGACACAUUGUACAGAUCUUUAACAAGCUGGAGUCUCCACAAGCUGUGCUGGACCAGGUCAUCCCCCGACUCACAGAGAUUUUGGUUCUGGAAGACACGGCGUCCAUCCAGAUGGAGGUGGGAAUGUUGGUGUCGGACUUUCCAGAUUUCAGGAAACGCCAUCUGUCCUCCCUCCUCGAUGUCCGGGGCUUGUGGGAUCCAACUGAGCGCCAUCAGAUUCUGGGUGUUCUGCAUGACUUGGAAGGGGCAGAUGCACUUCCGCCAUGUCGAGGAGCUGCGGGCUUCUUCUCGGAAAUCUCCAUUACACAUGAUACUCAUUGCAUCCAUGUCAGUCUCUCAAGAGCCUCACAGUUUGGCCGCAGAACAUUACGUCUCUUCAGCAGGCGCAGGAGGAUUACGUCAAACCAUGUUGGAGAUGGACCGUCUCCGGGAGAAGAGGACACUCAGCUUUAGAAGAUAUCUUGUUGAAUUGGACAUGUUGGGUGUGAAUAAUAUGAGGGAACUGAGGAAUCAAAAUGAAGGGAAUUCAUUGAGAAAUCCAUUUAUCUUGCAGUAUAUUGUACAUUUCAUGUGGUUCAGAAGACGGGUUCUCUGGGGGAGCAGCGAGAAAUUGGAGGUCAUUAGGAAGAUGGGCCUCUCCAUACUCUUGGGAAGUUGAGGAUCUCCAUAGUCACUGGAAAUUGGGGGAUCUCAGUAUUCUUAGAAAGUUGGGGUAUCUCCGUUUGCUUAGAAAGUUGGGGAUCUUUUUACCCUCAUUAAGUUGGAGGAUCUCAGCACUCUUGGUAAGUUGGGGAAUCUUAGUUUUACAGUACUCUGGGGGAUCUUAGCUCUCUCGGGAAGUAAGAGGAUCUCAGUUCCUCUGGGAAGUUAGGGGAUCAGUUCCUCUGGGAAGUUGGGGGAUCAGUUCCUCUGGGAAGUUGGGGGAUCAGUUCCUCUGGGAAGUUGGGGGAUCAGUUCCUCUGGGAAGUUAGGGGAUCAGUUCCUCUGGGAAGUUAGGGGAUCAGUUCCUCUGGGAAGUUAGGGGAUCAGUUUCUCUGGGGAUCAGUUCCUCUGGGAAGUUAGGGAAUCAGUUCCUCUGGGAAGUUAGGGGAUCUUAGGGUCUCUUGACUCACUAGAGAGAGUUGGGUAAUUUCAGUUCUCUAGGGAAGUUGGGGGACCUCCGUACUUUUGGAAAGUUGGAGAUCACGAUUUUCUUGGGAAGUUUUGGUAUCUCAGAUCUGUUGGGAAGUGGUGGAUUACAGUACUCUUGAGAAUCUGGGGGAUCAAAGUUCUCUUGGGAAGUUGGGGAUCCCAAUACUCCUAGGAAGUUGGGGUGUCUCAGUUUCCUGGGGAAGCCGGGGCAUGUAGCUUCUCUCACAAUGUUGGGUGAUCUCAUUUCACUCAGGAAUUGGGGGGAUCUUAGUUAUUAGGGGACGUUUAGGGAUCUCGGCUAUCUUGGGAAGUUGGGAAAUCUCAGUACUUUGGCAGUUGGGGAAUCUCGGCUCUUUCAGGAAGUCGGAAGGGUUUUAUUAAGGUAAAUGGGCAGUAAAUGUGACACUGCCCUGCCUAUCAUUUACUGGUUAGGAAAGUUCCGGAAUCUUAGGCCGGCCUGUAUACAGUGCCUCAAGAUCUUUGCAGCUUCAAAUGAACCCAGGCCUGUUUUUUGGCCAACCCUUGCCAACUGUUACAUGCAUUAUUCCAUAGGCAGUUAAGGCUCAUAAAUGUGACAGUUGAAUGUUGGGGGGGGGGGGGGUUAGUUCCAGGAGAGGUGAAACGUAAUCCUAAUUUGGUGAUAAGACACAACUUGGUCCUAUGAUUUGAGGUCUUCCUUCUUUUGUACACAUUGGUGGGCAGGACAGGGGCACCAGAAGGUGGGAAGUGUGGAGGGUUCUGUGAAUGUCUCCAGAUCUUCUGUGCAAAACAUAAAGAAAGGCUUUUGCCUUAUCCGUGUAUAUAAAGUAUAUAUGGAGAUAAAGUAAUAAUAAAUCUUAAUUUAACAAUU
Messenger RNA from Rana temporaria (common frog), 3961 nucleotides. RefSeq names its product exocyst complex component 3-like. Gene Ontology annotation, cellular component: exocyst. Bases 1 to 2433 code for a protein of 810 amino acids. Gene Ontology annotation, biological process: exocyst localization; exocytosis. The record is from RefSeq and is a predicted model, not a curated record. Gene Ontology annotation, molecular function: SNARE binding. Lineage: Eukaryota; Metazoa; Chordata; Amphibia; Anura; Ranidae. The transcript has 13 exons.